Messenger RNA from Trichomonas vaginalis G3, 1152 nucleotides. Its product is annotated as mucolipin family. Gene Ontology annotation, cellular component: membrane. Lineage: Eukaryota; Parabasalia; Trichomonadida; Trichomonadidae. The transcript has a single exon. Bases 1 to 1152 code for a protein of 383 amino acids. Gene Ontology annotation, molecular function: NAADP-sensitive calcium-release channel activity. The record is from RefSeq and is a predicted model, not a curated record.
AUGGGCGAUGCAGAUUCAGAUACAGAUGGCCUUACUUAUCUGUACUAUCAUAACAAGUUUAUUGAUGUAGUUAAAAAUGUCUCUGGACUAUUUUUCACUUUUGUUGAUUCAUUCCCAUCUCAAGAACCAUUUCAACGGAGUUCAAAUUUAACUAUUACAGUUAUGAAAAAAGGAAAACCAAAUCAGCAAUUUAUUAUUUGCCCAGAAAACUUAUCGUUGGUCGAAGAUAUAGCAAAUACUGCUUCUUCGUCGGUAGAUUUUCGUGGUCUUAUAUGUGAUGUUGACUACUUAAUUAAUAGAAGCGAGCCAAAUAAUAUUAUCAUGAUGACCAUUAAGUACUCAAUGACAUUUCUCGAUGUUGAUGAAUUAGGAAUCAUUGAAUGGCGCUCGCGUCUACGAAAAACAGAAACCAAGAUUAUUGGUGGUAAAAAAGUUCAAGAUAGGCUAAAUGCAGAAGUAUUUCCCAUAUCGAUCUUAGUAGUUGAUGCUAUUGCUAUGAUAUUUUCAUUCUCAAGAUUCAUUUCUUUCUUCAAACAUGCGAGACAAUAUGCAAAACAGAAUUACGUUUCAUUUUACAGAGCCGUUAUGUGGAAAGUUGAUCGCUGGGAACUUUUCAACCUGAGUUACCAGAUCUUAACCUUCGUUUCAAUUUUAACAUUUUUAAUCAUCGUCGAAGAUGAUUUCGGAGCCCAUAGAUGGCUCUUAUGUUUACUAGGAACUGCUGGAUUCGUCCAUUCUAUGGGUCUCUUCAGAUCCUUAAGAAUGAAGGAAGAAUUGUGGCUUGUGUCGCGUUUGACUGGCCGUAGCUUAGGCCAGUCAUCAACGUUAGCAUUUGGAUUCGUUCCUAUUUACCUCGGAUUCGUUUUCAUGGGUAUCGCGUUUUUCGGAUACUUCUGUAACGUAUUCAAAGGAUUUUUAAGAACAAUUAAAGUUCUUUUCUCCAUAUUCCACUGUGACAUUGUCAUGGAUACAGUCGAACUGGUGAAAGAAUUUGCGGUUGUUCCAGAUUGGUUAAUUAUUUCAUAUAUUGUUGUAUGGACCAAUCUUACUUGUGGUAUAAUCAUUAAUGUUAUCAUUUCAAUCGUCGAAGUUACAUUGGAUGUUUUGAUCCAUGAAGGCUUAGGCGCAACAACAACAAAUAAAAUUAAAUAG